AUGGCGUUCAAUAUCCAGUACGUAAAAUGGCGUUUUGAUUGUGGACAAAAAUGCCAGCUGCUGCUAUUUUUUCUAUAUCUCAGUCAUACUGUCAGCGGACAUAUCCGAUAUUCAAUCCCAGAGGAGAUGAAGAAAGGAUCUCUAAUUGGUAAUGUAGCACAAGACCUUGGUUUGGAUCUUAAAAGGCUCCGUUCUGGCCGGGCUCGUAUCGUGACCGGAGAAAUCAUCCAGUACACUGAGCUGAAGACAGACAAAGGGAUCCUAGUCGUGAAUGAGAGAAUAGACAGGGAACAGGUUUGUGGAGACGUAACACCGUGCAGCUUCAGCUUUGAGGUGAUUUUAGAAAAUCCUAUGGAGCUACAUCCGGUAAAAAUACUGAUUCAGGACCAAAACGACAACGCCCCUCAGGUUCUAUACCCAGUCCAGACUGGUGGCGCUCUGGUGGCUGAAAUGGUGCCUCGUUCAGCAGAGGUGGGCUAUCUGGUGACAAAAGUGGUGGCUGUUGAUGUGGACUCUGGCCAGAAUGCCUGGCUCUCCUAUAAACUGCAGAAAGCCACAGACAGGGCGCUGUUCGAAGUGGGCUUACAGAACGGAGAAAUCAGAACUAUCCGCCAAGUCACUGACAAAGAUGCUGUGAAACAAAGGCUGACUGUUGUGGUGGAGGACAACGGCCAUCCCUCUCGUUCAGCUACAGUCAAUGUUAACGUGGCGGUGGCUGACAGCUUCCCUGAGGUGCUGUCGGAGUUCACUGACUUCACACAGGACAAGGAGUACAAUGAUAACCUCACUUUUUACUUGGUCUUGGCUUUGGCUGUGGUUUCUUUUCUGUUCAUCAUAUGCCUGGUGGUUAUUAUAUCAGUGAAAAUCUACAGAUGGAGACAGUCUCGCAUCCUGUAUCAGUCCAACUUGCCGGUGAUUCCAUAUUAUCCCCCACGUUACUCAGACACUUUGGGAACAGGGACUCUCCCACACGUGUACAAUUACGAGGUGUGCAGGACGACUGACUCCAGAAAGAGUGACUGUAAGUUCGGCAGAGCCGGUAGUCAGAACGUCCUGAUAAUGGAGGAGCCCAUUUUAACACGGACGAUGCAGCGGAUACAGAGUGAGAAGAGCAUCCUGGAUGAGCCAGACUCUCCUCUAGAGGUUAGUUUGUUUUGGUUCUUCUAG
Molecule: messenger RNA, 1167 nt
Organism: Myripristis murdjan (pinecone soldierfish)
Lineage: Eukaryota; Metazoa; Chordata; Actinopteri; Holocentriformes; Holocentridae
Product: protocadherin gamma-A8-like
Exons: 2
Coding region: 1-1167 (388 amino acids)
Biological process (GO): homophilic cell-cell adhesion
Cellular component (GO): plasma membrane
Molecular function (GO): calcium ion binding
Source: RefSeq, a predicted model, not a curated record